AGUUCGAUACCGAGCGCCGAAGCGUUCGGUUCGCAUUCCCCCUCGAUUCCGUCGGCGUGCGCCGUCAUCGUCAUCCGCGUCACACACCACGUCUCCGCGCGUCUCCGAAGCGGUGAAACCCCCCCACCUCCCCUCGCGUCCCGAGCGCCCUGACCGCCGGGGGAUGACGCGGCAACGGAGCGCGCCGCGGGGUUGCGUGCUGCGAAACACGCGGAAACCUACCGCGGGACAUGUGCGCACCGCGCAAUUAAAAGAACCGCUACAAAGUGUCUAAAGUCGCGAGGAGCGAGAUUGAACAGCGGCCUUUCGCGGGGGGAGGGGGAGGAGGGCCUGCGACCGAAAGGCUUCCCAUUCUUCCCUCUGUCAAAAGGGAAAAUAAGCCGCCGCUCUCUGACGCGGGACGCUUAUUACGUCGAGUCGGGCCGGUGUGCCGGACAAUGCUCUGGACCAUGUGCACCUUCGAGGGGCUUCGCAUUGUGAAUGAGCUUUUGAAUUCCCGGGCCGUGGCGAGCGGCGGUGAUACCGCGGCGACGAGGGAGGGGACGGCUCUUCUCUUCAAUGGGUCCUCGUGCGAGGAUGGGAGAGCUUCGGGCGAAGAAAACGCAGCUUAAGUGCCAUCGUUAGCGGCUCGCCUUGUGAAUCAUGUGAGGCUGCGAACACGCGCAACCCUUUCGCCUGCCAGUCAUCGCACGUCAUAAUCAAAUUCAGGUGCAAUAUCGCCACGUCGUCAGUGAUCUCGCGCCACCGGGUGUGCAUUCGUGUGCGUGUGUGUGCAUGUGUGUGUGUGUGUGCGUGUGUGUGCGCGGGCGAAUCACCCUAAUUCGCUCAAUUUGACGUCGUCAAUCCGGAGAGACCCGAAAGCCCGCGCGCGUUACUUCGAGUUAUACCGGAUGCUGCGGCGCGCGAUCACAGCGGCGAGGAUCCGGCGAGCGCGUCGUCGCCGGGAUGAGGUGGCGGCCGGACGGCCGGCACCGGACGGACUUCCAAAUUGGGACGAAUAAGCUGCGCCGGCGAUCGAACGCGGGGCCACUCGCCCCUGCACGUACGUAGCGGCGAAUAUAGAGCCGGGCGCUCUCUCACCCUCGCCCGGAGGCGGAAGGCCAAAAAACAACGACCCCGAUCAUCUCCCGCGCCCUCGUCGCCGUCCCUCCGGGCGCGCGAUCGAUGUCUAUAUUCCGCGGGCAGACGGCGCUUCCGGGACGACGACGGCUCCCAUGCAUAUGCAUACAGCGGCGUUGAAGCGCGCGAAUCAACGGAGUCAAGGUCGAAUCGACGGCCGUCUCGCCCUUCGUCGGAACCCUGAUAUCUGAAUCACGGACAGAUGCCGUAGUCGGAAAUAGCGCGCGCUCGAUAUCGUCUCUCCCGUGUUGCUACACGCCGCUGCUGCCCACGGGCUAAAACGAGCGUGUGCCAUUGUCUCUGAUUGGCCGGUAGCCGAGAGCUAAGAUCGAGCCUCUCUCGGUCUCGCUCUAUCUCCCCGUUGUUUGAAACUUGAAGCGGAUAUACCGCGACGAUAUAAUGCGAACGUCGCGUAGACAGCGAUCCCCCCUCCGCGGGGAAAUGGAGAUAUCCGGCGUGGGGUUUGGUUUACGAGUGUGUAUAAGUGGGUUGCAAAUCGUGAGAUAUAAAGUUUAAUGGUCGACCACCCGGCACACGGGCGUUCGAAUGUUCCGCGUGAGCGUCUCUAAUGACCGAGGUAUCGGACGGUAGAAUCGAAUUUAUGAAUGAAAACGCUACAGUAAACGAGUAAAGUAAACGAGUAAUAUAAAAUUUAUCAAACGAGCUCGAAAGACCGCCGUGUGCGACCGCGAAAAUAUUUCUAUUCACCGAACUCUAAAAUGCCGGAAUGUAAUUCGUUUGGAACUUUGGAUCAUUCACCGCUCUCGGCCAAUGUAAUGUUUCAUAAUUGUCUGUGAUUAUCUCUAUAAAGGUGGAAAAUUGAUACGCGCGGAUUGCCCGGGCAACGACGUAAAAUUAUAUAUACGAUGGGGAAAUGAUGUGAAAAUAUUUAGUACUAAAUUGACAAUAUUGAAUCUCAUAGCGAAAUCUCGGAGCAAAAAUCACGGAUGGAAAUAACGGUGUGCGGCUGUUGCUGCCAUAAAUUAGGUCAAUGUUUCAGAAUCUCGCGUUCAAUCUCGGCGCGGUGAGCGCGUUAACGCGACUUUAAACUCGACGGGGGCUAAAAAACUGAUGUGACACGCGAUGUUUUACCCCGUGGCGACGGUGCGACAAAAUAUGCGAGCGCGAAAGUGGUCCGCGCGAUAUUCAUUUUGAGAGGAGCCGCUUUAACCACUUCGCGCGGAGGACCAUUUUGCUAAGUACGAGGGAUGACAUGCGAACGCCGACGUCACAUAAAAACGGAGACUCGCGGGAUGCCAACUCGAAGAAGAAUCGACAAUUCCGCCGCGUGUAGCGCUUUACAGACGUGGGUGAAUCGGCAAGACAGGAUACCCUCCCGCCGUUCCCCACCGUGGUGGCAGUGACAUCGUGAUCGGCAGGGUCCAGGGGCCCAUGGCCGGGAAUUGUUUUCGCCGGUUCUGGUGGUGGCUCCCGAUCGCGAUCCUAUCCUCCGGGUGCUUCCUCCCCGCGACCGAGGCCGGCCGUAUUUCGUGCACGUCGACCUAUCCCAAGGAGGCGCGCGGCGAGCGGUCCGACGCGGACAUAACGAUCUUCCUGGGCGAGAGAUGCGACGGGGAGGAGAUCAACGUCACCGAGAUACAGGAUCACUUGGAGCGCGCGGCCGAACUGGCCGGCGAGCUCUCGAUCAGCGUGAUGCCGAGAUCCCUGACGUGUGAGACGGAAACCGGGGGCCUCGGCGCGCUGAUCCACGCUCUCGGCGAGAGCGGCACGAAAGCGGUGAUAGCCGCGCUCGACAGCUCGAUCUGCGAGGUCGCCGCCAAACUCGCGUAUCUUGGGAAUAAACCUCUGCUAACUUGGACCUGUCCGCUGAGAGAUUUGAAGGAAAGGGAUCUGUCUCCGAUCAUUAGGCUCUCUCCGUCGUUACCGACAUUGGCUGAUGCCGUAGCGGAAAUGUUUCUGACUUUCCACUGGAAAACCGCGGCUGUCAUCAGUGUAGAUCGCGAGCCAUGGUCCAGCCUGGACCGUGCCGUCAUCGGCGCAUUCCGAAGGAUCGGCAUCGUUCUGCGGUACCACUUGAUUCUACCCCAUCGCGCCACCCUCGAGCAGGUCCGCAGAAUUCUCAAGUCCGCGCACAGCGUCUCCCGUCGUGCAACGGUGCUCUGCCUGCCGCUGCUCGACGAGACGACGAGCCGCGUCCUGAUCGAAUUGAAUGUCGCGUGGCAAACGCACAAUCAGAAUUCCGUCAUCCUGAUGAUCCACCCGGAGGAUAUCGACCUCUUCGUUCCGAGAGACGACUCGCCAUCCGCGUCUCCGCUCCCCACCGAUUCGACGACCUUGGCCCACUCCGCGAUUACUCAGUCUUCCAAUUUUUCUACCUCGAAUGUAACUCGCGCCGGCUCGCACGCGGCCCCGGAGAGUGCGGACGAGAGAAUGCGAAGGGUGCAGCAGCCCGCGCGAAGAUUCGCCCCACCGAGAAAUCUCAGCAGCACCACGAUGGAAAAUCUACUUGUGGUCGCGCCGCUUGAUCAGAGGUACGAUGUGAGGAAAAUUCUCAACGGCACGCAGGAUUACGCGACGCUGGCGUUGCUCGAUCGUCUGAACGAAUCACUGACCGUGCUAACGCGCGACAACAGCAGUCUCGACAGCCACAACAACAAGAUGUACACGUACACCCUGAUGAACUGGCGUGACGCCAGCUGGGAGCCGAUCCUCACGGUGGUCGAACGGCAACAGCAGUUGCUGGUCCACCAGCUGACACCAAGUGCGGUGGCGUUUCUCAACAUCGAGGCGCCCGAUCUGCCGUCGUGCGACGUCGACGGUGAUUGUUCGAAUGGCUUGGCCGACAUGUCUUUCCGUACAACACAUAUCGUAGCUAUUAUUCUGGGGUCGCUGCUGUUCACCUUUGUCGCUAUCGCCGUUGCGAUUAUAAUCCGAAAACGGCUGCUUAAGAAAAGGAUAUCCAAGGGCCCGUACAAAAUCAUUCUAACGACGACGGACUUCGUUUUUCCUCAAGUGCCUCCAGUAGAUUCGAGAACGGUAGACGAGGGCAUCGAGGCGAUGCUGUGCUGUUGGCUGCAGCAGCUGCAGGAAUUCGGCGGGCCGGAAGUCGAGAAGCCGGACCUGCUGCAGCUCGGCAGCGUGAACUCGCUGAAGCCGUACCUGCAGGCCAGCGGCGGCGGCGGCGGCGGCGGCGGGAACGUACCUCGGCACACCUUCUUCAAGGAUCCACGCGCUAGAUAUAACGGUGACUUGGUUCAAUUGAAGGAGCUGCCCGUUCAAGGUACGUUCGAACUGAAGAACAAGGCCAUGGACGUGCUGGUCACGAUCCACGGGCUGCGACAUGAGAAUCUCAAUCCCCUGAUUGGAUGCCUUAACGAACCUACGAGACCUUGUCUAGUGUUGGAGUACUGCUCGAGGGGUUCCCUCGAGGACGUACUCGUUCAGGACGAGAUUAAACUCGACUGGUCCUUUAGAUUAUCCUUACUCACCGAUCUUGUACGGGGUAUGAAAUACCUUCACAGCACUCCGAUACGCGUCCACGGCUAUCUAACGUCGCGGAAUUGCGUGAUCGAUGCGAGGUGGGUCUUGAAAGUCACCGAUUACGGACUGCCCGCUUUUUACGAAGCUCAGAACAUAGUGCCGCCCGCGAAAACAGCUCGAGACCUGUUAUGGACAGCGCCGGAACUACUUAGGCACCCGAAUUUGGCAAAAAGGGGAACCCAGCCGGGGGACGUUUACAGUUUCGGAAUUAUCAUGCAGGAAGUUGUUGUUCGCGGGGAACCAUUUUGUAUGCUCGCCCUAUCUCCGGAAGAUAUAAUCGAGAAAGUGAUGAAGCCACCGCCUCUGAUCAGACCAUCGGUUAGCAAGGGCGCGGCGCCACCGGAAGCCAUAAACAUCAUGCGUCAAUGCUGGGCAGAAACUGCCGAAAUGAGACCCGACUUUGACGAUGUGCACGAUCUCUUCAAGAAGCUAAAUCACGGAAGAAAGGUAAAUUUCGUGGAUACAAUGUUUCAAAUGCUCGAGAAGUACUCGAAUAAUUUGGAGGAACUCAUUCGCGAGCGUACGGAACAACUGGAUAUGGAGAAGAAAAAGACCGAGCAAUUAUUAAAUAGAAUGUUACCUAGUUCAGUCGCCGAAAAACUGAAACUCGGCAUGCCCGUCGAUCCCGAAGAGUUUCGCGAGGUCACGAUUUAUUUCUCGGACAUCGUUGGCUUCACGACGAUAUCCGCACGCUCAACGCCCUUUCAGGUGGUCGAUCUCUUGAACGAUCUGUACACUUGCUUCGACGACACGAUUAACGCGUACACGGUUUACAAGGUGGAAACUAUCGGAGAUGCCUACAUGGUUGUAGGCGGCUGCCCUGUGAGAAUACCCGAUCAUGCAACUCAAGUAGCAACUAUGGCGCUUGACCUGUUACAUCAGAGUGGAAAGUUCAAGUUAAAACACCUUCCGGACACGCCGCUCAGGCUACGCAUCGGUCUUCAUACCGGCCCGUGCUGUGCCGGCGUGGUAGGUUUAACAAUGCCGCGCUAUUGCUUAUUCGGCGACACGGUGAACACCGCCUCGAGGAUGGAGUCGACCGGGGCGCCGUGGCGUAUCCAUCUGAGCCAGGCGACGAGGGAUCGAUUGAUGCAGGUCGGUGGAUACCACAUCGAAUACCGCGGGCCCACCGACGUCAAGGGCAAAGGCAAGAUGCCGACGUACUGGCUCCUCGGCAAGCAGGGUUUUGACAAGGAGCUCCCCAAGCCACCACCCCUUCGGGAGAACCAUGGGCUCGACGAAAGUCACAUGCUGGGCAAUCACCAGAACGGAAUGUCGAGCGACUCGGCGUGCAGCUCGCAGCUACCGGUGAUCCCGUCGCAGGACGAGACGCACGAGGAACCGCCGAGCCCGCUCGAGAUUAAACCGGACCGUCAGGAGUCGGUCAGCAGCGGAGGCGUCACCAACGGCAGCAGUCGGGCCGCGUCCUUCGAGGAAGCCGGCGUCAGGAAGGUCGCCGUGUCCGUGCACGGCGACGAGCGCACGUUGCUGCCGAGCUACUCGUUGAAGUCCGACUUCAUCGAGGUGCUGCAGGGCAGGCAGGACACGGUGGCGAGGACGGGCGAGGGUGGCGGCGGUAGCGGCGUGACCAAGAGCACAUCCGGCGACAACCAGGCCUCCUUCGGGGUGUCAUCCUCGAUGUCCGCCGCCGCCGAGCCGACGAUCCUCGGCGCGUCCACCAGCUCGCUCACGUCGAUCACCAGCGCGGCGGCAUAUCGACAGCCGUUGGCGAGGCAUCGCCGCUUCCCCACCGGAUACAUCGACGAGAACGAUCUCAGCACGCCGUACAAUCAUUACAGAUGUCUGUCGCCCAACGAGUAUCACGGGAAAGGUCCCGGAUAUCGAAUGCUCAAGAGGCAAUUCAGCCUGGACCGUCCGGACGAACCGGUGUCGAUAAUCCCAGAGCAGCCCCCACCGAGGACGACUCCUCGUCUCUACAAGCAAAAUAGCGCGGGCGCGGCCAAUGACUUGGAGAGAAUCGAGGAAGUGCCGCCAAACACCCCUAAGGCCCUCCUACAGAAUUAUCGUCACGCCGCUUCCGUAUCCCUCUCCGUUGAAUCCCUAUCGUUACGUUAAAAAAUCCCCGUCGGAGAAAAUCUUACGAGCAGAAGAUCGAACACGCGCGUCGCGUCGCAUCGCGUUUAGUGCGGCGAACGAUUCGCGCGAAGGGUCGUAACAAAAUUCAAAUUUAGAAAUACAGUUUAUUUAUAAUUUAUUGCAAUGUAAUUGAUAAAAUGUCGCGUAAGCGAAAGAUACGGAUUUCGAUUUUACGAAUAGCCGUGAGUCUAUUUUUAGGAAAAAAAAAAAGAAAAACUCAAGAGAUCUCGGUUGAACUGAGAAAGACUUAGAAGUUGAUCAACGUUGGUGACACUGAUCCUCGACGAUCGAAUGAUCGAGAGAGAAAUGUCGACUCGAAGACUCGAUCGCAAUAAUUUGUCUUUGAGAUAUCUUUAAGGAACCUUCUACGCGUAAGUAACACAUUAAUAGAUAACAGUUGCUGCUCCGUCUGCAUUCUUAUCUGAGUGUGUACUGAUGUGUACUUUGUAUUGGUGUCUGAUAAUACCCGCGGGCAGGGAAUUCGUAACGAGCGCAAUUCGUGGUUAGAGAUUUAAUGGUUUUAGGGGUGUGUUGUGAAUCGUUUACGAGUAAUCGUUGGUGCAAAGAGAAAACUUCCCAGGACUUACCAACAAUCCGUUCUUUCUCCUCCGACGUGUCUGUACCUGUCUUAAAUAAUUCAACGUUUCACCAAACUUACGAUCAUCUACCAUUCAACAAGAAAUUAUCAACGAGAGGAUUUUAACGAAAUCUCUUGGAUAUCUAUUGAUCGUUCAAAUGAUACGCAAUGUUCAGAGCUCUGAACAUUGGCUUUUGGAUAUCCAAGAGGAUCCAUUAAACCUCCAUGCCUCAUGUUGUACUAGAUGUAAACUCAAUUUCUUUAUUAGAACAUCGAAAUUUUUAACAAGUAAUGUGUCUCUCGUUUUUAGAUUUUUUCACUACACUACGUAAGAGCGAUCGUUUUUUACCUUGUAAGAAUUAAAAAAAUUGUUCUCCUUCCCACAUGAUUAUCUACUAUCUAUUAUCGUCAACGAUCUUAUACUCUCGCUAGAUGUAUUUGUAAAACGAAUCUAAAAUCGAUUUUAUUGAAUGGAAUUUUAAUGUUAUAAGAUCAUUUCCACGUAUCUCGUGGGGAAAGUAAGAAAGUUCCAAUUCCAUAAAUUUAGCAUGCAUCUUAGACUAUCAACAAAGGCAAGGCAGAUAACAAGAAAAAAAUAUUUAACUACGAAAGAAAAAAUAUUUCACUAACUAAUCAAUAAUUUAUUUUUUUUUUUUUUUGCUAAAUUUAUUUUUUGCUAUAUCGCGAUAAGAAAAAAUUAUUCUUUAUACAAGAAAAAACCAUGGAACAUAAUGCUCGUACAUAUAUUUAAUACGUCUCUAUGUAAUAAUUAUAUUGAAACUCACGAUCGAAUGAACUAUGAUGUCGAGAAAGAAAGUUACAUAGGAAGUAAUUAAUUACUAUCUCGCGAUUAUGGCAGCAGAGAAGUACAUCGUCAGUCAGCAGGUACGUAAAUAUAAUAAAUGUGAUUAAUAUAGUUAUUAUUUCCGGCCUAAUGAUUUUGCGACAAAGUGUGAAGAAAUCUCAGUCUUCUGUCACAUGCAGGUUUUAUAAUAAUAUCAAAUAUAUUGAAGAUGAAAGUGGGUCGGUGUGCGAAAAGUGGAUAUACGCUUUAAUCAUAAAUAGAUAAAGAUUUUAUCCACAAUUGAAUAAAAAUUUUACACACAA
Monomorium pharaonis (pharaoh ant) is the source of this 8401-nucleotide messenger RNA. Its product is annotated as retinal guanylyl cyclase 2. Gene Ontology annotation, biological process: intracellular signal transduction; cGMP biosynthetic process; receptor guanylyl cyclase signaling pathway. Gene Ontology annotation, molecular function: guanylate cyclase activity; ATP binding; peptide receptor activity. The record is from RefSeq and is a predicted model, not a curated record. The transcript has 23 exons. The coding region runs from base 2512 to 6696 and encodes 1394 amino acids. NCBI's taxonomy places the organism in Eukaryota, Metazoa, Arthropoda, Insecta, Hymenoptera, Formicidae.